Molecule: messenger RNA, 3504 nt
Organism: Hemiscyllium ocellatum (epaulette shark)
Lineage: Eukaryota; Metazoa; Chordata; Chondrichthyes; Orectolobiformes; Hemiscylliidae
Gene: tbc1d15
Product: TBC1 domain family, member 15
Exons: 17
Coding region: 3-2006 (667 amino acids)
Biological process (GO): activation of GTPase activity
Molecular function (GO): GTPase activator activity
Source: RefSeq, a predicted model, not a curated record
ACAUGGCGGCGGCGGCGAAGGUUGUAUAUGAACAAGAUGGAGUAUUUAUUCAUGCAUGCUCUGAAAGAAUUGGUGAACAAGAUACACUUCCAGGAAUACUGAGGUUGAUUGAUAAGGGUACUGGGGCUGUAGUGGAUUGGUCACCAGUGGAUGACUCUCUGGAUUCUUCAAACAUUUUUUGUGCAGGCAAGGAUUCUAGUUCAGUUGUCGAAUGGAAUCAAUGUCCGAAAGAAAGAUCUUCUAGGAGUACAAUGAAUCAAAUCAGCUGUGAAGCUGAAUGGGACAUGGUUAAUACCGUUACUUUCAAAAAGAAAUCCUUUAUAAAUGGUGAUGAUGAUUCAACAUAUAAUAUGAAUAAAAGAAGUAAAUGGGCAUUUUCCUUCAGUCUGACUGACCUGAAAUCCAUUAAAAAAAAUUCAAAAGGCAUGGGCUGGUCAUACAUGGUGUUUUGUCUUUGGGAUGAUACCUUUCUGCCAGCUCUUCAUUUCCAUCAUGGAGGCAGCACAAUUCUACUGCAGUGCCUUAAACGAUAUGUUCUUCUUAGUGAAUCAUCACAUGAUGACCAAGUACUCCAUGUUGCAUACAACAGUAAAGCACUUUCUCAGUCUUUUGAGAACUUGUUCGAAGAGAAUGCAGUUGGCUUAGUGCAAAAAUUCAAGAAGGAUCCAUAUACAACAACAUUAGGAGGUUUUUCAAAAGUUACAAACUACCUUAUGUAUGCAUUUCGUGGUUAUGAUGUAACAUCCCAACAAAGACCUGCAUCUGAAAUGGAUCUUAAUGAAUCUAUUUCAGGCCUGGAAAUUAAUCAUCAGGAGGAGCCAGGUUUUGAAGUUAUUACACGAAUUGAUCUUGGCAUAAGACCUGAAAUUCAAAGAGGAGAACCAGUUUCUAUUGAGAGGUGGUCACAAUGCAUGGAUGCAGAAGGAAAAGUCCUAGACCCAGAAAAUGUGAAAAAAUUGAUAUUCAGGGGGGGUCUUUGUCAUGCAGUAAGAAAAUUGACUUGGAAAUUUCUUUUAAAUUACUUCCCGUGGGAUAGUUCAAAAGAAGAUAGAAGAUUGUUAAUCAAAAGAAAAACAGAUGAAUACUUCAGGAUGAAGCUUCAGUGGAAGUCAGUCAGUGAAGAACAAGAAAAAAGAAAUACAAGAUUGAAAGAUUACAAGAGUCUUAUAGAGAAAGACGUCAACAGAACAGAUAGAACAAAUCCCUUUUAUGAAGGGCAUGAAAAUCCUGGAUUGAUUUUAUUGCAUGAUAUAUUAAUGACCUACUGCAUGUAUGAUUUUGAUCUUGGGUAUGUUCAAGGAAUGAGUGAUUUGCUUUCUCCCAUAUUGUAUGUUAUGGAAAAUGAAGUGGAUGCCUUUUGGUGCUUUGUUGCUUUCAUAGAACAAAUGCAUUGCAACUUUGAGGAGCAAAUGCAAGGCAUGAAAACAGAAUUAUCCCAGCUGAGUACAUUAUUAAAAUUGCUAGAUUUGGCGUUCUGGAAUUAUCUUGAAUCUCAAGAAUCUGGAUAUCUCUACUUCUGCUUCAGGUGGCUUCUGAUACGGUUCAAAAGAGAGUUCAACUUUCAAGAUACUCUUAGACUCUGGGAGGUUAUGUGGACUGGAUUGCCUUGCCAGAAUUUUCAUCUGUUGAUAUGCUGUGCUAUACUAGACUCUGAAAAACAGAAGAUAAUGGAAAACCAUUAUGGCUUUAAUGAAAUUCUAAAGCACAUCAAUGAACUUUCUUUGAAAUUGGAUGUAGAAGAAGUACUUUGUAAAGCAGAGGCAAUUUACUGUCAAAUGAUGAAAUGUAAGGAUUUGCCACAAGCUGUUGGUGAAAUUCUCGGCCUAAAGGACAGCACAACUAUAACCCCUGAUUUGGAAAUCAAUGCAUCUGAGUCAGGAGUUACCAAAAAUUCCUGGAGGGCAAGCCAUUCUGUUUCGGCGGUGUCCUUAACACAGACAAAUGAAGACUUAGCUGAACAUACGAGCACUGCUCAGAAUGGGCGCAAGGCAACAACUGUAGAAUGAAGUUGAAAUCUGAAAUUUUGUGACUCUAGCCAAGUGAGAUGCCACAAUUUGUUUACUUUUUUUUUGCAAAAGUCUUCAUAGAUAACAUAUCAGUAUUUGGAAUGAUCUGUGGUUUUAGAUAUGUUUAAGGAAAGAAAGUACAGGAUUGGUAUGAGAAAUGCCCUGCUGCAGUUCCAAAUGUUUUUUAAAAAAUGAAUGCAAAGAAAAUUUAAUUUUUCUAAUUACUUAAAACCAUAAGGGCCUUCAUAUAGAAAUGAUUUUUCAGACUUCCUCGUGUCAAACAUGAAUGUUGAAUGGGAAUGAGGUUUUGUUUCAUAUUAAGAAAAAAAUAAUUAUUUUGUUAAUUCAUGAAUGCUUAUCUAAUUAGUACCUAUGAUUUAAUUGAAAGAGGGUUUUCUCUCAAAAAUUCCUCCUGAAAUCAAAGACAUAAUUUUUUUUGUAGUUCUUAAAUAAGCUUUAUAACUAGCUUGUCUGAUCCACAUUGGUGCUUAAUGACUGUAUAAAAUGAGCACUUGGGUGUGAUAUUUCAUUCUUGAUCAAGUUUUGUGUGAGUUGAAGAUUUAGGAAAGCAAAUAUAGUGGAUGGAGGAUUUUGUCAGCUGUUGGUUAAGUCGUUAAAAAGUUCCACCGGACAUAUUUGUUCUUAAAAGAAAUCUAGUACUUUAGAACUACUCUACAGAUUUUGAAUUAGCUAUCCUGAUAGCUCUAACAAAAUUGAUUGCAAGUAUUUGUAAAAUAACCUGUGAACAUUCAAAUGAGACUUCAGCUUAAUACUGUAUUCUACAGUGUUGUGGAGGAAGAAAUUGCUUACAAGUUUCUCUGCUGUGAUACAUUAUACGCAGUAUUAAUUAAAGAAUAUUCACCACAUUGUAACAUUAAAUCUGAGACUAGAAGACCUGAAGUUAGUUGAUAGCAGGAGAGUUCUCUUCAGGGAUCCUGUAAGGUAUAGCACUGCUAGAGAUUGUCAGAACUGCCAAGAGAGUUAUUUUAAAUUGCAAUUAAUGGAAUGCUUAGCCUAAUAUUCCUUAUUAAAAUGCAAAACAAAAUUUUAUAAAUCUUCUAAUCAACUGAGAAUAUAUGUUGAAAAGCAUAUUUUUAAGCUACUGCAUUUCCCAUCCAUACUCUAAUGUAUGGUUAACAGUUAAAGCAUGUUCAAUAAAUGUAUAACUUGAUUUACUUUGAUUUUUACUAUAAUAAGAAAUGUACAGUGGCAUAAUUUCUAACGGUUGUAUAAAGCCUGAAAUUUUGUAUUCUGAUUGUGUACAAAAGUAAAUGUAAUAUAUAACUCUCCUUUCUAACAUAUGUACUGUGUUCACAAGGGACUAUUUUUAGUACAAAUAUGUUUUGUUGAAAAGGAAAUCCCUGUUUGCACUGCUUUUUAUUAUGGAAAACUGAAGAUCAUUUUACUUUACAAAGGCAUUAAAGUCAAGUACAUGGAAGAAAGGUGUAAAAUUACAUAAGUUUGUAUGCUACCCAUUAAUAUAAAUGUAACAAAGAAA